Propithecus coquereli (Coquerel's sifaka) is the source of this 2468-nucleotide messenger RNA. It is a transcript of the gene PYCR3, whose product is annotated as pyrroline-5-carboxylate reductase-like. Gene Ontology annotation, molecular function: pyrroline-5-carboxylate reductase activity. Gene Ontology annotation, biological process: L-proline biosynthetic process. The coding region runs from base 39 to 863 and encodes 274 amino acids. The record is from RefSeq and is a predicted model, not a curated record. Lineage: Eukaryota; Metazoa; Chordata; Mammalia; Primates; Indriidae. The transcript is spliced from 6 exons.
GGCGCGGUCUGUGAUUGGGCGGCGGCCGGGGCAGCAAGAUGGCGGCGACGGGGCCGGCCCCGCUGCGUGUGGGCUUCGUGGGCGCGGGCCGCAUGGCGGAGGCCAUCGCGCAGGGCCUCAUCCGAGCAGGAAAAGUGGAAGCUCAGCACGUGCUGGCCAGUGCACCAACGGACAGGGGCCUCUGCCACUUCCAGGCUCUGGGUUGCCAGACCACCCAUUCCAACCGGGAGGUGCUGCAGAGCUGCUCAGUUAUCAUCUUUGCCACCAAGCCCCAUGUCCUGCCAGCUGUCCUGGCAGAGGUGGCCCCUGUGGUCACUGCUAAGCACAUCUUGGUGUCUGUGGCUGCUGGGGUCUCUCUGAGUGUCCUGGAGGAGCUGCUGCCCCCCAAUGCACAGGUGCUGAGGGUCUCACCCAGCCUGCCUUGCGUGGUCCAGGAGGGGGCCAUAGUGAUGGCGCGGGGCCGCCACGCCGGGAGCAAUGAGACCAAGCUCCUGCAGAACCUGCUGGACGCCUGUGGGCAGUGUGAGGAGGUGCCUGAGGCCUACAUAGACAUCCACACUGGCCUCAGUAGCAGCGGAGUGGCCUUCGUGUGCACGUUCUCUGAGGCCCUGGCUGAAGGCGCCAUCAAGAUGGGCAUGCCCAGUGGUCUGGCCCACCGCAUUGCUGCCCAGACCCUGCUGGGGACGGGCAAGAUGCUGCUGCAAGAGGGGAAGCACCCUGCCCAGCUGCGGACAGAUGUAUGCACACCGGGUGGCACCACCAUCUACGGUCUCCAUGCGCUGGAGCAGGGUGGGCUUCGAGCAGCCACCAUGAGUGCUGUGGAGGCCGCCACCUGCCGGGCCAAGGAGCUCUGCAGAAAGUAGGCCCAGGCUCUGGAUGAAGGCUGCCCGCCUCCUUGUCCACUUGUGCCACCCCCAGCACCCCCACCUCUUCCCCUGAGGACGUGGUCCUCUCUUCCUCCUGCGUGUUUCAUGCUGUCCCCUCACCCCAGAGGGAAAUACGAGGCGAUGAGAGUUGAGAGGCUUGGGCUGGCUGGCCUCCCACCAGCACAGGAGCCCUCCCUCCCCCGUGGGCAGAAGGCACCUACCCUAGUGAGCCCACCAUGAUGGCACCAUUGGUUCUGAGGGUCCCUAGAGACGGCCUCUUGGUCAGGUGCCCAGGUGGCAGGCAGUUGGUCAGGCCAUGAGCGGAGCUGCUGGUUAAAGAAGAGCCAGCCCAGAUGCCUGGUCUGGAGCCCUGGCCCUUCCUUGAAUUUCCCAAUGGCUCAGCAGCUACAGCCAAGCCAACUCCCUUGUCUCAGCUCUGCGGGGCACAGGACAUAUGGAGUGUGUGCAAGGGACUCCCUCCCACUCAGGGAAGCCAGAGGCCUUGGCCUGAUGCUAGACAGGGCCACCUUUGGGGAGCUGGAGCCCCAUGUUGCCAGCCCCUGAAAAGAGAGGGGUUGUGUGCUUUUCCCUCAACCAGGGAGGAGGAGGAGCCUCACCCCUGGAGCCCCCACAGCAGAACUGCGCUGGGCUGAGCCUGUAGCAGUGCAAGGGUGGCACCAAGUGGGCAAUAGGUAGGUGGAGGGAGCUUGAGGUCUGGGAGGGUGGGCGCUGGCCAGCCCGAAAGAACGUAGACCCCCCUUGCUCACCUGGGCCCAGGCUCCCUCUCUCUCCCAGACCCUACACUCCUGGCAAGUGGCCGGGUGGGGCUGGGCCUAAUGAGCCUCCGCUGGCUCAGGAGUCCUGGAGGUUCCUGUGGCCUGGCCCCACCACACUGGCCUCAGACUGCAGGACUCGGCUCCUUAGCCUGUCUCUUAAGUGGCCAGCAGAUCAGGAAAGCCAGGACCCGGGGAGAAGCAAGGCUGUGGGACUGGCGGCCUGGGUUCUGGGGCCUUUCGGUGGGGAACGCCCAGCAACCCACCUACACUCCAUUCCCACUCUCAAGACACACCUGGGCCUCCUGCCCCACAAGGGCUGAGUGCUGCUUGAGUGCUGUGCCUCCUGGGACUGGGCCUUGAGAAGGGCAGGACGCUGUGCCAUCUACCAGCUGGGUGACUUCGGGCCCAUUAAUCCUCAUCUGUGAAACUGGGCUGACAGAACCUAUGCAACAGGAACAGCAUUUCUAUCCCUCACGCCCAGCUGCCUCUGUGGCCCUCUUCCCACCCUACUUACUCCCCAACAGACAUGCAGCUGUUGCCAUCCCCCCAGCCUCAGGGGUCAGCCCCCAUCCCUGAGCCUCCAGUCUCAGGGGAGCCUGGCUCUCAGCCAGCGACUGCUUGAUCUGAAUCUGGCUCUGCCACUUGUUAGAAGAGUCAGCCUGAGUCUGCCUUACACCUGACUCCCUCAUCUGUGCAAUGGGAAUAAAUGCACCAUCUUAGAGCACUGAGUGAGCUCAUAUCCAUUGGAGGUUCAUGAAACCAAGGGCCCAAAACCCCAUCUUAGCUGACACCUGGGACCUUGGGCUCAGAGACAGAUGUCAGCUGG